CAACACAGUAACGUGUGCUUUGCGCCCGAUGCGGGGAUACUCACCUCUCCCUCGGGGCCGACGACGGGCUGGCACGUGCGAAAGCCACAGCUUAUCUGUGGAAUGACGCCGCUUACGACUGAGUGCGAUAUGUCUCCAGAGCGUGCCUCUUCCCCACUUCCACUCCUUCACAUCGCUCAUCAACGUUUCUCAGAUCUCACUCACUCGCUGACCUCAUUCUCCAGCACCAGCAAGCUGUCGCCCACAUCGUGUCUCAUUUCGCCUUUCCUCCAGCCAUCCUCCAACACACCCUCACCACAAAAUGCCAAGCGCCAAGGCCCUCCCCUCCAGCGUGCCCCUCCCCACUCCCUCAAGCGAGCCCAGGACCCGCCACACCGCGCCCCUCCCCAACACUGCCGCCAACCCAUACGUGACCUACAUCCCAGCACACCUCGUCGCGCCCCUCCCCACCCACCCCGAGUUUCAACACGACCCACACCUUCCAGAAGCACUCGGGAGGCCGGAUCCCGCGCGCCGCCUGCGCCAGACUCUCGCGCCGAUCCUAGACCCGCUGGCGCCUAGCGCCCUCCCUCCUGCCCGCGUGCCGGCCCACGACCCUCCUAAGCCCGAUGUCGAGGCACCGGUCCUACCAAGGCUGCCGAAGCCUGCGGAGAAAGUACUCGACCCCGUCGAGUUCCGCCCGCUCAAGCUCAUCGGCAAGAGCAGGCUAUCCCACAAUACUGCUCGGUAUCGUCUCGCCCUCCCCCGUCCCAACGACUCCCUAGGCCUUCCAGUCGGACAGCACGUGUCGCUCGCUGCCAACAUCAACGGGCGACGCGUAGUGCGCUCCUACACACCUACAUCGCUGGACUCCGAGCUCGGAUACUUUGACCUCGUGGUCAAAACGUAUGACAACGGGCUGAUGAGCACUUACCUCGAUCAUCUGCCCAUCGGCGCGGAGAUCGAGGUGCGUGGCCCUAAAGGCCAGUUCAACUACACCCCCUCGCUGGCCAAACACCUCCUCCUCGUCGCGGGAGGGAGCGGGAUCACACCAAUGUACCGUAUUAUCAAGAGCGCUGCGCUGGACGGGACGGACAAGACCAAGAUGUGCCUCAUAUUCGCCAACAUUGCCGAGGAGGACAUUUUGCUCCGCAAUGAACUCGAGUACCUCGCGUCCAAGUCGCAUGGGCGUCUCACCAUUCACUACGUCCUCGAGCGCCCGCCACCUGGGUGGACAGGAGGAGUAGGGUAUGUGACGCGCGAGAUGCUCGAGGAGCGCCUCCCACCCGGAGGCCCUGCAGGCGGCAAAGUAUUGCUGUGCGGACCGCCCGGUAUGACCAAGGCGGUUAAGAACGCACUCAAGGAAAUGGGUUAUUACGUGCCACGCCGGCCCAGUAUGAUCGAGGACGACAUCUUCGUGUUUUAAUGGCUGAGUAGCGGCCGAGCUCGCGACCAUGAUAGUGUUUAUGCCACAUGAUACGCAGUUCUGCUCCGCUGGAGACAUACAGGCGAGAACGGCAGAAUGGUGCGUCCGGCGCCGACGUGGCGCUA
Messenger RNA from Cutaneotrichosporon oleaginosum, 1530 nucleotides. RefSeq lists its product as uncharacterized. Gene Ontology annotation, molecular function: oxidoreductase activity. NCBI's taxonomy places the organism in Eukaryota, Fungi, Basidiomycota, Tremellomycetes, Trichosporonales, Trichosporonaceae. The record is from RefSeq and is a predicted model, not a curated record.